This is a messenger RNA of Hordeum vulgare subsp. vulgare (domesticated barley), 3280 nucleotides long. Its product is annotated as protein Rf1, mitochondrial-like. The coding region runs from base 230 to 2020 and encodes 596 amino acids. Lineage: Eukaryota; Viridiplantae; Streptophyta; Magnoliopsida; Poales; Poaceae. The record is from RefSeq and is a predicted model, not a curated record. The transcript has 6 exons. Gene Ontology annotation, molecular function: protein binding.
GAGGCAGCUGCUUGAUUGAGUGACGGGGCCCACUCAAAAGACUCACGCCAAACACUCCACCGCGCACGAGCGAACACGACGGCCGUCCCCGCCGCCGAUGUCCCGCCGCAUCCGACGCCGCCUACCCCGCCGUUCUUCCUCCCGCUGCACCUAGCUCAAGUCCGGUCUGCGCCGCUCCUUUACCUCGCCGAUUUCCCCCCUCCGCCUCCGCCACUAUUCCACCACGCCGAUGCCGAUGUCUCGCCUCCUCCCCCGCGGCAGCUCCUCCUCCACCACACUGAUCCCCCGCCUCCGACUCCUCCGCCGCCGCUCCUCCUCCACCUCCACAUCGCCGCCCUCACGCUCCCGGUAUCUCCGCGACGCCUUUGCUGCGGCCACGGGGCGUGUUCGCGAAGGGACGCUCAGCCCGGAAGACGCACACCAAUUGUUCGACGAAUUGCUGCGGCAGGCCACCCCGGUCCCCGAGCGCUCCCUCAACGGCUUCCUUUACGCCCUCGCCCGUGCCACCUCCUCCGCCGCCUGCAUCAGGGACGGCCCCGCCCUUGCCGUCGCUCUCUUCAACCGCGUGUGCAGAGAAGAAGCCGGCCCGCAUGUGGCGGCGCCCACAGUCCACACCUAUGGCAUCCUCAUGGACUGCUGCUGCCGCGUGCAUCGCCCGGACCUAGGGCUUUCCUUAUUCGGCCGCUUCCUCAGGACGGGCCUCAAGACAAACGAGAUCGUCGCCACCACCUUCCUCAAGUGCCUCUGCUGCGCGAAACGGACAGACGAGGCUGUGAAAGUACUGCUUCACAGGAUGCCCGAGCUGGGCUGUGUGCCUAAUGUCAUCUCAUACUCCAUAGUUUUGAAAAGCUCGUGUGAAAAUGGCAUGAGUCAGCAGGCACUCGACCUGCUCCAGAUGAUGGCGAAACAAGGAGGCUGCCUUCCUGAUGUGGUGGCAUAUAACAUAAUCAUCCGUGGCUUCUUUAAGGAGGGCGAAAUAGACAAGGUACGCCAUCUAUUCCAUGAAAUGAUGCGGCAAGGGGUUGCGCCAAGUGUGGUGACAUGCAACACAAUAAUUGAUGCAUUGUGCAAGGCCGGAGAAAUGGACAAGUUAGAGCUAGUCUUUCAGCAGAUGGCUCGUAAUGGUGCGCAGCCCAAUAAAGUGACAUGUAAGGGCAUUAAGUUUAGUUCACCGAUUGAUGGAUAUUGCUCAGUCGGCAAGAUGGAUAAAACAUUCAAAGUGCUUGAUGCCAUGGUAUCAGUUGGAAUUGAGCCUGAUGCUUCUACUUAUAGUGCACUUCUUGAAGGCUAUUUUAAAAAUGGAAGGAUCGAUGAUGGUUUGGCUCUAUUUAGAGAAAUGUCGUGCAAGGGAGUUAAACCUAAAACUGUGACAUAUGGCAUCAUGCUGGAUGGUUUAUAUGGUGCUGGGAGAACUGCUGCUGCAAAGAAUAUGUUUCAUCAGAUGAUCAAAAGUGGAAUAACAGUGACCGCUUCCAUAUACACUAUAAUUCUUAGAGGACUUCGUAAAAAUAAUUGCGCUGGCGAAGCAACCACCAUGUUCCAGGGAUUAGGUGCAAUGAAUGUGAAGUUCCAUAUUACAACACCCAAUACCAUGAUUAAUGACAUGUACAAGGUUCAGAGAAGAGAAGAAGCUAAAUGUUUGUUUGCUGCAGUAUCAGCCAGUGGGUUGGUGCCUGAUGCUUAUACUUACAACGUAAGGAUAAACAAUCUUCUAGAAGAAGGAUCAGUGGAAGAAGUUGACAAUAUGUUUUCAUUGAUGGAGAAGAGUGGUUGUGCUCCCAGCUCUCAUCUUGUAAAUGAUAUCAUCAGAAGGUUGUUGGAAAAAGGUGAGAUUGCCAAGGCCGGAAAUUAUUUGUCUAAAGUUGAUGGGAAGAUCAUCUCACUUGAAGAUUCAACCACUUCAUUGUUGUUGUCUCUCUUUUCAAGGAAAGGGAAACAUCGGGAGUCCAUCAAGUUACUUCCUGCAAAUUAUCACUUUUUAGGUGGAUUUAGUCGCAUUGCACAUGAGACGAACUCCUGAGAAAGCACAGUUCAACUCUUUUCUUGCCAUAAGGCCCUCCUGCCAGUACAAGAUAUCUUAAUGGCCUGCUUUGUACCUUCAAUAUUUUAUUGAGUUCAUUUUGUGAUGUGUCAAAGUCACAAGAAUGUGUAAUGUCUAUGGAUCUUUUAAUCUUUGUUGGGCAAGGAAAGGUAGACCAAGUAGUCUAACACGACUGGUUCGAAUUUUGGGGGUAAAUGACUUCUGAUGCGAUUUGGGAAGGACAAACGGGUUCUUGAAGAAUGCAUGUCUGAGGUUGCUGAUGCUAUGUUGAGUUAGCAGUUAUACGAGCUCAUGCCAGAGUCUCCUGUACUCUAUGCUGUCAGUUCCAUUGGUGGAGCUUGUUACAUACAGGUAAAGGUAUGGCUAAGAAUUCACCGGUGUGUGCUUCUGAUUCAAUCUGCAGGACGCCAACACCACCUCGGGUUAUGCACUUUCAGAGGGAUGAGGCGCCACCACCAGCCUUGCAUUGAUGCGCUGUACUUACUUCCCCUCUUCAGGAAUUACCAGGACAAGACUAUCCCUAACCACCAGAACUUUGUAGAAGACAUGUUUUUAGCUGUAGUUGAACAGCAGCUGAAUCACCAAAGCUCGGCGCAUUAGAGAUGUGAACGUGAGGAAGAGUGUUGCAGUGGGUGGCUAGGCAUAUGUCUUUGUUGAUCAGUCUGAAACUGCACAACCUUGAAGAGAGUACCUGCAAACAGCCCCGUGUUGGAGUUCGAAUUAAGUGGUGGAAUCAUCAUGAAUUCGCUCUACCAGACUGGUACCAAACUAUAUGGCCCAAGAUCAGGUGUAACAGGGCUAUGUGCAUGUUUUGCACAGCUUGAAUAAUUGGAUAUCGUCAGAUGAGAUGCACUCCUCCACCGGCCAUAGAAAAGAGUUCCAAAGCUUUGGUACCCACAAGAUCCAGAACAAGCGUUUUCAUAUGGAUAGGCUCAACUCCAAGCAAGAACCUUGAGUUCAACACCCACGCGACUCCUCAAGACAGCGAUGUUCUUCGCUACAGAAAGGAGGCCCUGCUGCUGCCGCGGUUGUGCUCGCCAAGACACGAACCGGACUGGGGGGCACGAACCAAUGACUGACCACCAUGGGAGCAGGUGGGCGGGCCCCACAUGCUAUGCUUAGGAGCUGCACGCGGGUGAGACAAACACCGCAGGAUCGGUUUCUAUCGCACGGCUCGCGAUGCGAAACAUCAACCGACUUGAAACAAACAAUUUCCUUAUUAAUGUCUAUGUGAAGUAA